UUUACAUCAGGGGAAGUAACUGCGUCAUGCAUGCGGAAGCAAAGGAGAAAUUUUAACUUGUGUGCCUUUACAUUUGAGCUCUAUGUAUUGUUUGGCUUAUUACUAUGGGGGAUUGGCUUAUAAAUGAAGGACCUAGGUGGUUGAUCUUGGGAGUAUGGAUAAUCAUCAACAUUGGACUGUUUGCUGGAACAUUUGUUCAGUACAAGCACAAUGACUCUUUCUUCUACUUACGGUUGUUAGUGGGGGAUGCUCUCUGUUGGGCGAGGGCCAGUGCAGCUUGCCUCAAUCUCAACUGUAUGCUGCUGUUGUUGCCUGUAUGUCGCAAUCUUCUCUCCUUUAUCCGGGGAGCAUGUGCAAGGUGUUCUCAUACUGCCAGCCGACAGUUGGACAAGAAUUUAACAUUCCACAGAUAUAUUGCCUACAUGAUCUGUUUACAUACAGCUAUACAUAUUGUGGCUCACUGCUUCGACUUUGAGCGGCUUCUGGCAGCAUAUCAUGGUUCGAAGUCAGCUCAGGCAAUCAGCAACCUUCCAACCACACCGAAUGUCAACCCAAUCAGAGACACCAACACUGAUACAACCCGUGAACUGUUCAAGACGGUUGCUGGUAUUUCUGGUGUUGUGGCCACUCUGGCUUUAAUACUGAUAGUGUCAUCUUCAACAGAUAUCAUCAGGCGGUCAUAUUUUGAAGUCUUCUGGUUCACCCACCAGCUGUUUGUUUUAUUUUAUUUAGCUAUUAUUGUCCAUGGAGUGCAAGGUAUUAUCCGGCAUCAAAUUAACACCUUGCAACACAAUCCUGAGAAGUGUUAUUUAAACUAUGACAAAUGGGGUUCUGAUGCUAGUUGUCCAAUUCCACAAUUUGCUGGGCAAAGUGCAAAGACCUGGCAGUGGAUUUUGGCUCCUUUUGUUCUGUAUAUUAUAGAGCGUGGACUUCGAUUUUUUCAUAGUAUGCAAAAAGUCGUCAUAACAAAGGUGGUAAAACAUCCAUCCAAUGUGUUUGAGCUGCAGCUGAAGAAGAGUGGCUUCAGUGCAGAGCCUGGCCAGUACGUGUUUCUGCAGUGUCCCAGCAUAUCGCAGCUCGAGUGGCAUCCCUUUACACUGACGUCUUCUCCAGAUGAGGAUUACUUUUCCGUUCAUGUUCGUCAAGUUGGAGAUUGGACAAAAGCUCUUGGAAAGGCAUGUCAUGUUGAUGAGGGAGAAUUUCAACAAGCAUGGAAAAUGCCAAAAAUAGCAGUCGAUGGUCCAUUUGGAACAGCAACAGAAGACUUCUUACAUUAUGAAGUGUCGGUGCUGGUGGCUGGGGGAAUUGGAGUGACGCCAUUUGCUUCUGCACUGAAACAUAUUUGGUACAAGUACCAGGAUGUUAACUCUGAAUUUGUUUUGAAGAAAGUUUACUUGUACUGGAUAUGUGCAGACAUGCAUGCCUUUGAAUGGUUUCAGGAUCUUCUUAUGUCCAUGGAAACCCAGAUGCAACAGAAAGGCAUUAAAAACCUGUUUUUCUAUAAUAUCUACCUUACAAGAGGCUGGGAUCCGAAUCACGCAAAAAAUAUAAUGAUGCAUGAUGAAGCUGACAAAGUCGAUCCUGUGACAGGUCUACAACAGAAGACUCACUACGGUCGUCCUCAGUGGGAUGUCAUAUUUCCGUCGUUAGUUCAGCACAAUCCGGGAGUGAAGAUUGGUCUUUUUUUCUGUGGACCUAAAGGACUUUCAACAGAGCUUCACAAACUAUGCAACAGAUAUUCACAAUCUGAAUCUACUGGAACGAAAUUUGUCUAUAAUAAGGAGAAUUUUUAGUUUGAUUCAGUUAAAUUCACUACAUGUAUUUUUACAUUUUGCAACAAACAUUUUUAAAAGAGCUGUUUAUUUUUCCUAUUUACACAUUGUUGUUAUAAUUUGUAUGUUGUAUUAUUAUAUGUAUUUAUAUAUCUGAGAAUUAUAUAUUUAUACUGAACACUUUUUUAAAAUGUUGGAUAUUUAUGGCAUUCCCAAAUUUAUUGGUUGUGCAACAGAUAUUCGUUAACAAGUUGGUUGAGUAAUGCAACACAUUUAAAAAAAAUAAGGAAUACAAAUGUUUUUAAUGGUUUUGAAAACAUUCAGUUUACAUAUGAUACAUUCCAAAAGCUAAAAAUAAUAAAUUAGUUGUUUUGUUUGUUUGUUUCUAGUUUAAAGUGGCAAAUACCCUCUAUGAAUGUUUUAAUACACACUGGGAAAGAAAGUAAAUUUUUUAAACUAGAACAUAAAAAUGACAAUUUUAAGUGAUAUAACAGUAUAUUUUGUAGUCAUUACCAGUCAGUUUCCAGACAUAUAACCCUGGUAUAUAUUGAAUCUCAAAUUGAAAAAAAUAUCUUGAAAAAAGGUCAUUAAUAUUUAAUUGUUUGUUGAACAUGAUUAUCUGGAUAGAAUAGUGGAGUAAAUAUACAGAACUUCACACAUACAGAACUUCAACUUUUAAUAGGAAGCAAAAACAAUGUAGGCCUAUGUGAAGUUCUGUAUUUAUUAAAUAUCUUCUUUUAUGUUUUUUUUACAAAAACUUUUUUUAAUGUAAUGUCAUAACUACACUUUCAUAAAUGUAUUAAUCAAUUCUCGUUUCAUGGAUUUAUUUAACAUUAAGAAUCAUACACUGCAGCAAUAUUGUGUAAUGUUUCAAACAAGAUGUGACGUAAUUUGUAAAUCAUACAUGACAUCGGUAAUAAAAAGGCACUAAUACAGUAAAAAUAAAAAGGGAAUUCCCCAUUUACAAGUUCCGGUCUAGGGCCCUGUUCCAUGAAGCAAAUCUUAGCACUAAGAUCGUCUUAGGUGAUCAACUAUAUUAUGUACUUAAGGUGAUCUUAACACUAAGAUUGCUUCAUGGAACAAGGCCCUGAUCACACGUGUGAUACAAGAUAAAUUUAUCACACGGUUUAAAAAUGUUUUUAUCACUAUAUUAAGAUUGAAUAGGCAUGUAAUAAAUUGAGGACAAAGCUUUAUAUGUUGAAUAUACCGGUAGUCCAUUUUAUAUAAAGUUUAUAUUUAUUAGUCUCUUUAAAAUGUCAUCUACAAAAUGAAUCUCGGUUCAUGCUGUUUUCUAGUGUUUUGCUUGUAGACAUUUUAAAAUUGACAUGAGAAAUGUUUUUGUAAUGUGUUAAUAUAAAUGUCUUGCUGUUUCCUGGUACUGAGAUGUAGCUCAGCAGGUAGAGAUGCUUGGGUCAUAAGAUCAAAUUCCCUCAGUGAACCCAUUCUCCAAUUGGGUUUUCUCCAAAGGUCAUGGUAUGUGCUGUCCUGUUUCAGGGAAAGUGCAUAUAAAAGAUCCCUUGAUGCUAAUAUGUGAUAAUUAUCAAAUGUUUUCAAUCUACAGCCGAUGAUUAAUAAAUUAUUGUGCUCUAGUUGUUUUAGUAAACAAAACAAACUUUAACUUUGUACUUUAGAUUUUUUUUUUGAACAUUUAUAACUGUAGGAUAUUUAUGAUAGUUAAUAAAUCCCAUAUGUGGCAAUCAUGUGUUAAAAUACAUAAUUAAUGUACUUGUAUACAUAUGCAAUUUUAUUACCCACAUGAUUGACAAUAAACUGUUAUAUACAUGUAAAUAUUGUAUUUUCCUACACACCUUUAUGGCACACUAGUCUUUUUAUUUAUAGCAGCUAUAAAUUAGCGGCAGUUGCAGUUUAUGAAAUUAACAUCAUCGAUGUAUCAACAGUAUUAUAACUUGCAUUGUACAUAAAAUGUAAUUAAUAAAUGGUAUCUGGAUUAUGUUGUUUUAUUCAUAUAAAUGGGAACUAUUUAUGUAUGUAAUUCAGCAUCUUUGUAACUGACCUUGUUCAAUAUUAUUAACAUUGGUUGUCAUACUUUACGUUUGAUAUAAAUUGCAGUUUGUGAUAAAUAAAUUAUUAUAUUUACUUAAGUGUAACACAAAGUUUAUGGAAUUGUAUUAUACCCUUGCUUUCGCUUGGAAUGAAUGAAUGUUUAACAACUCCUCAGCACACAUUGGCUGUUGGGUGUCAAAGGCAAGUAUAAGACUGAAGUGAUAACCAAAUUCUGUAUUAAAUAUAAAUAUCACAAGAAAGUAAUUUAAAAUUUGUAGUAAAAUUCUGAAUUUGUCAAACAUUUUAGUACUAGUUCAGGGUGGUAUCGAAAUGAUUCCAUCACAUUGUUGCUACCAAAUAUAUAAUUUUUUAUUUGCUUAAGAUGAUUUCACUCCACCACAAUAGGCAGUAUUUAACUCAGUCGGUUGAGUGCUCGCUUGAGGUGCUUGCAUCACAGGAUCGAAUCACCUCUGUGGAUCCAUUCAACUGAUUGGUUUUUUUCUGGUUCCAACUAGUGCUACACAACUGGUCAGAGGCUGUGGCAUGUGCUUUCCUGUUUGUGGAAAAGUGGCAUGUGCUUUCCUGUUUGUGGAAAAGUGCAUAUAAAAAGAUCCCUAGCUACUAAUGGAAAAAUAUGGCUUUCCUUUGAUGAUCCUUCAGAAUUACCGUAUGUGUGACAUGCAAUAGCCUAUGAUUAAUUAAUUGAUGUGCUCUAGUGGUGUCAUUAAACAAAACAAACUUGAACUUUUCCACAACAGUGUGGCUCAUAGUGAGGUGGAGGAUGCAUCAUAAUAAAGGCAUGAUUUAAAUGAGCAUGGCCGACAGGUGGUCUUGCCAAUCCCAGGACAGGCUUCACAGAAAGAAGCUUGUUCUUUCACUCUUGCAUGCGAAAUAAUCCACAAACUUGUUUCAUAAACUGCAUGGCAACUCCACAACUCCUGCAAAAAUAUAUUAUUGUGUCAGUUUAUGUUCUCCUUGUGUUUAAUAUGUUGGGUCAUGUUAUAUUACUGUAAUCUAAUUACAGUUUCUUUGAUAUUAUAUUUACUUACACACCUUAAAGUACUAUUAUUUUACCAUUUAGCAUACUAGCAGUAUGUCAUGGUUGUAGGAACUGGGAGGGAGGGUGGGGGUUUCAAAACAUUCUUACAUUUUACUAAAAUUUUAACGUGUGCUCACCCCACUUCCAUUUCACAUAUUGUUCCCAUUUCACAUAUUGUUCCUACAGCCCUCCGUGUUACAAGAAAAUAAAGAUGAUAUAAAUAUUA
Gigantopelta aegis is the source of this 5041-nucleotide messenger RNA. Its product is annotated as cytochrome b-245 heavy chain-like. The coding region runs from base 105 to 1793 and encodes 562 amino acids. The transcript has 16 exons. Gene Ontology annotation, biological process: defense response; superoxide anion generation. Lineage: Eukaryota; Metazoa; Mollusca; Gastropoda; Neomphalida; Peltospiridae. Gene Ontology annotation, molecular function: superoxide-generating NAD(P)H oxidase activity. Gene Ontology annotation, cellular component: plasma membrane; NADPH oxidase complex. The record is from RefSeq and is a predicted model, not a curated record.